GUAUUAUUAUUAUUGUUGUUUUAUUUUAAUAUUGUGUACGAAGUAGGUUGGACGUUCCGUUGUAGCCGUAGUGCGUACGUGCAGUUUGUGUUUGUGGUUCGUCUGUAGUCCGCAUGCGAGUCGCGAUAUUAUAAUAUGCAUGUAUUUUUCAUUCGAUCGGGUCUGUAUACCUAAUAUGUGUACGAACUACGGUCUCGCUCUCCUACCGUGUCCGUGUGUGCUAAUGUGCAUCCGUCUCUCUUUGAUUGCGCGCGCGCUUGUGUGUGGUUUUUAAGACAUUUGGUGGUCUGUAAAUUGAUUGUUUUUAGUUUUUAUUUUCCGUUUCCGGGUGGAAAUAAAUUAUAGUGUCAUCAGAUUUCGUCUGUCAUYAGAUCUUCCAGCGUGUGAGUGAUAUACUGAUAUUGCGCCCGGUAUCAUUCUCACGGAUCUACAUCUGCGYGRCUAUCGUUACGACCUUCAUGCAAAAUAACGACCAACAAUUUUGAACCUAAACGAAAGCAUCACAAGCUAAGUCGCGAUCGAGUAAAAAUAAAAGACACCAAGUUCGAUGGUUCACACCAUUAUGUGAAUUAGGUAUGUCACGAUACUAGAAGAUUAUGUCUUUGUAAUGGGUCGAAAUCGAAACAGAAGAGCCAGCCACAGUGUUCAAAAUACCAAUGUACCAAUGUCCCAGCGCAGUGACUAUGUUGAUCUAUGUCGUAACAUUAUACGCGACAUGGAUCUGUAUGGAGUGUGUGUCUUAGAUAAUUUCCUAGGUUAUCAACGUGGUAUGACUGUACUUGAUGAAGUUUUGAAUCUAUAUAACAUGGGAGUUUUCAAGGAUGGUCAAUUGGUUCGAAAUAAAGCGAGUAAUAAUCUCAAAACUAUACGAGGUGAUCAGAUCAUUUGGGUUGAUGGUCGUGAGGAUUGUUGCAAACAAAUUGGACAGCUUAUAAGUGAUGUUGAUGCCGUAGUCAUGGGGUCUAACAAAAUGAAUGACAAUGGUAAACUUGGAAACUAUACUAUUAACGGCAGGACCAAAGCUAUGGUCGCUUGUUAUCCAGGACAUGGAUCUCAUUAUGUCAAGCAUGUAGAUAAUCCAAACAAAGAUGGCCGAUGCAUUACUGCGAUUUAUUAUUUAAAUAAAGACUGGGAUAUUAAAGAAAAUGGUGGCUUGCUAAGAAUAUUUCCGGAAGGUUGGAGUGAUCAAGUUGCUGAUAUAGAGCCAUUAUUUGAUCGUAUAUUAUUCUUUUGGUCUGACCGAAGAAAUCCUCAUGAAGUUCAACCAGCUUUUAAAACUAGGUAUGCAAUUACUCUUUGGUAUUUUGAUGGUAAUGAGAAAGAAGAAGCUGGGAGAAGAUUUCAAGAUUCAAGUCAGUCUAAUAUCUGUGACUUAAAUAGCAUACAAGUUCGUGAUAAUAUUAGUAACAUYUCAUUGACUAGUAAAUUGGACUCUUGAAUUAUGUACUAAUAUUUAAAAGAAUUUGUGUUACUCAAGGUGAUCUGUAAUAUAGAUCAAUUCAGUGAUGGGAUUAAUGUUUUCAGUCUGUGAUUUAGUCUAUUGAUCCAAGUACAAUUAAUUCCUUAAUAUAAUUCAAAUAAUUAUUUUUGGAUUUAAAAUAAAUGGCUCARGCCAUUUAAAAUAAAGGUAGAAAUAAGUAUAACAAAUAUUUGUA
Molecule: messenger RNA, 1655 nt
Organism: Diuraphis noxia (Russian wheat aphid)
Lineage: Eukaryota; Metazoa; Arthropoda; Insecta; Hemiptera; Aphididae
Gene: Hph
Product: HIF prolyl hydroxylase
Biological process (GO): cellular response to hypoxia
Molecular function (GO): L-ascorbic acid binding; ferrous iron binding; peptidyl-proline dioxygenase activity
Source: RefSeq, a predicted model, not a curated record